Molecule: messenger RNA, 1428 nt
Organism: Colletotrichum higginsianum IMI 349063
Lineage: Eukaryota; Fungi; Ascomycota; Sordariomycetes; Glomerellales; Glomerellaceae
Product: glucan 1,3-beta-glucosidase
Exons: 1
Coding region: 1-1428 (475 amino acids)
Biological process (GO): cell wall organization; carbohydrate metabolic process
Cellular component (GO): fungal-type cell wall; cell surface; extracellular region
Molecular function (GO): 1,3-beta-glucanosyltransferase activity; glucan endo-1,3-beta-D-glucosidase activity
Source: RefSeq, a predicted model, not a curated record
AUGCGUGCUUCUCUUGCCCUGGUGGCUGUCUACGCCGCUGUCACGGCCAGCGCAUUCCAAGGCUUCAACUACGGAUCCACCUUCACCGAUGGUCGGGCCAAGACACAGUCGGACUUCGAGUCUGAGUUCAAGACCGCAGCAAGCCUCGAGGGCACGAACGGCGCCUUCACAUCUGCCCGCCUCUACACCAUGAUCCAGGGCGGAAGCACCAAUGACCCCAUCUCGGCCAUUCCCGCUGCCAUCUCGACCAAGACUACGCUCUUGCUCGGUCUCUGGGCCUCAGCCGGUGAAGCCGCCUUCGCCAACGAGCUUGAAGCCCUGAAGAAGGCUCUUGUGCAGUACGGCUCUCAACUUGGCGGCUUGAUUGCUGGCAUCUCGGUCGGCAGCGAGGACCUCUACCGCCAUUCGCCCACUGGCGUUGCCAACAAUGAGUUCGCCGGCGCCGAACCCAACACUCUUGUCAAGUACUUUGACCAGGUUCGAGAGGUCAUCAAGAAUUCGCCUCUGAGCAGUGCUCCUCUUGGCCACGUCGACACAUGGACUGCCUGGGUCAACGGCAGCAACAGUGCCGUCAUUGACGCUUCCGAUUGGAUCGGAAUGGACGCAUACCCCUACUUCGAGAGCACCAAGCCCAAUGACAUCUCCGACAGCAAGGACCGCUGGGCCGAUGCCUUGGGUGCCACUCAGGCCGCCGUCGGCGGCAAGCCUGUCUGGGUCACGGAAACCGGCUGGCCUGUUAGCGGAAAGAUGGUCGGUGCUGCUGUCCCCUCGCUCGAGAACGCCAAGAAGUUCUGGGACGAUGUCGGCUGCCCCAUGUUUGGCAAGACCAACGUCUGGUGGUACACUUUUCAGGAUUCUUCUCCCACCACUCCCAACCCGAGCUUCGGUAUCAUCGGCUCGAUCCUUACCAACAAGCCUCUGUACGACCUCUCAUGUGACAAGGCCAGCUCUGGAUCGUCGUCUUCCGCCUCUGCCACUUCGACCAAGGCCGCCUCUGCCAGCGCUUUUUCGCAGACUAGCGGUACUGCGUCCACAUCUGCGUCUGCGCCUGCGUCUGCUUCAGCUUCGGCUUCCGCUUCUGAUUCUAAUCCUACAACUGCCUCCUCCACCGGUGGCGGCUCUGGCUCUGGUUCGGGCUCGAGCCAGCAGAGCUCCAUUCUUGGCACCGCUACCACCCUGACGACUGCCGUGCCGACCAGCGGCUCUGGAGCUGGUGGAGACGGCAGCGCAACGGUCAGCCUAACUAGCAGUGCAGAGCCAUCUGCUUCCCAGGGCUCCGGCUUCAGCUCCGGCACUAGCCGCCCCGGUACUAAUGGUACCGUCAGCGUGCCAACGACGGCGCCCACCGUUGUCCCUAGCAGUGGUGCUACUUUGACGACCUUCAGCGUCGUUAUGCUAGCCGGCAUGGCUGCCCUGGCCAUGAUGUGA